Messenger RNA from Symphalangus syndactylus (siamang), 586 nucleotides. RefSeq names its product Golgi SNAP receptor complex member 2-like. Lineage: Eukaryota; Metazoa; Chordata; Mammalia; Primates; Hylobatidae. Gene Ontology annotation, biological process: vesicle fusion; intra-Golgi vesicle-mediated transport. Gene Ontology annotation, cellular component: ER to Golgi transport vesicle membrane; endoplasmic reticulum membrane; SNARE complex. The record is from RefSeq and is a predicted model, not a curated record. Gene Ontology annotation, molecular function: SNARE binding; SNAP receptor activity.
AGAAGCCAGAGCUGGAGUUGGGGCCAGCUGGGCUGGUGACAUGGAGCCCCUGAACCGGCAAAUGCACAAGCAGGUCCAUGAGAUCCAUUCUCACAUGGGACACCUGGAGACGGCAGACAAGCAGUCUGUGCACUUAGUAGAAGGUGAAAUCCAAGCAAGCACAGACCAGAUAUUCAGCCAUCUAGAACGUCUGGAGAUUUUGUUCAGCAAGGAGCCCCCUAACAAAAGGCAGAAUGCCAAACUUCGGGUUGACCAGUUUAAGUAUGAUGUUCAGCACCUGCUGACGACUCUCAGAAACUUCCAGCAUCAGUGCUAUGCAAGGGAGCAGCAGGAGGGACAGCAAGAAGAGCUUCUAUCUCGAAGCUUCACCACUAACAAUUCUCAGUCGCAAUCCUCUGACAAUAUUGAAGAUUAUUAUCUGUUUAAAUUACCAGCAUUAAAAUAUCUCAACAUGGAAACAACACAAGUCCCACUUACAACAAUUGAGAACAUCCCCAUGAUGACUCUUGAAUUGGAAAAACUAGCUGUCAGCUUCUCAGUCUGCACAAUUAAUCAAGAAAUAAUGUGGAGCCACUGGUACAAAUAA